AUGUCUUCCGAGCAGGACAAGAAUCACUCUAAGGAGACCUACGACCUUGACGCUCUCUUCGGCGUUCAUGACCUUACCGCAGUCAUCACCGGCGGUGGUACAGGAAUUGGCCUCAUGUGUACCCUCGCUCUCGCCCACAACGGUGCUCGCGUCUUCAUUAUGUCCCACAAGGAAGAUGACGUGAAGAAAGCCGCAGAUGAGUGGAACCCGAAGGUAAAGGGAGAGAUCAUUCCUAUUGUGUGUGAUGUCUCGGACAAGAAGUCUCUCGAGGAGGCGGUGAAGGAGGUCGAGAAGACGUCCCCAUACAUUGACUUGUUGGUCAACAACGCCGGCAUAACUGGUCCUGAAGCGAACCUCGAAACGUCAAAGGACCACGCACCCCACAAAGCCGACGCGAAUAACGUCGAAGAAAUGCAGAAGCAUCUCUGGGAGAAGGAGGAACCCAAAGGCUGGCACAUGACGUUCCAGAUCAACACCAUCGGUGUUUACUUCACCACCGUCGCAUUCCUCCGCCUCCUCGCAAAAGGCAAGAAAAACUCCUCAAACUCCAACGACCACACUGGCACCGGCCGCAAAGGCUCCGUGAUCAACAUCUCCUCCAUGUCUGCCAUCACCAAGAAAGCGCAAGACCACUUCGCUUAUAACGCCUCCAAAGCCGCAACACUCCACCUCACAAAGAUGAUGGCACAGGAAUUCAGUGGAUUGGGAAUCAGGAUUAACACCAUCGCGCCUGGUGUCGUGCCGACUGAGAUGAGUGAGGCCACGGAGGAUGAGGUUGAGGAGAUGAAGUUGCCGGCGGGGAGGUUGGCGGAUGAGAGGGAUAUGGCAGGCGCGUUGUUGUAUUUGGUGGGGAGAGCUGGGGAGUACAUUAAUGGGCAGGCCAUUGUCGUGGAUGGUGGAUUCUUGUUGACGAACCCAUAG
Messenger RNA from Saitoella complicata NRRL Y-17804, 921 nucleotides. RefSeq names its product short-chain dehydrogenase. The record is from RefSeq and is a predicted model, not a curated record. The transcript is spliced from 2 exons. Bases 1 to 921 code for a protein of 306 amino acids. Lineage: Eukaryota; Fungi; Ascomycota; Saitoellomycetes; Saitoellales; Saitoellaceae.